Molecule: messenger RNA, 411 nt
Organism: Penicillium hordei
Lineage: Eukaryota; Fungi; Ascomycota; Eurotiomycetes; Eurotiales; Aspergillaceae
Exons: 1
Coding region: 1-411 (136 amino acids)
Source: RefSeq, a predicted model, not a curated record
AUGGUGAAACCCGAGCCUACCCCUCCCGCUUCAUCUCCUCCAGCCGAAGCCGCGGCUGUUCCUUUGGAUUCAACAACCCGCGUCAUCCCAAUCCACCCUGAUCUCGUCGAAAUAAAAGUUCCAGAUGGGCCACUGCCAUCAUACCGCUAUCACCCAGUAACAUGCCAACCAAUCAAACCUCGAGACUACCAAACUGAGCUUAAGCAACUGGAAGAACAAUACAAAUCACGCGAGGCCGCACUUCAUGCGCAGGAACAAAUUGCCAAAGAAGUCAAAGAGAAGAUUAAGACAGCUAAACGGAAACGAGAGGAGGUUCAAAAAUCCAUGGACAAGAAGGUCAAGGAACGCGACACCGAGAUGAAGGUCGUGUCCAAGUUUCAAGAGACCAAGGCAUCGGACAUUCCAUCUUGA